AUGGUCUCCUCCACAGAGGGGUCCGUCCGUCCGGCAGGGCACGGGAAGAGAGGGGCGAUCUCCAGCCUGGCUCCAUCCACCCAUCUCCUUCACCCCUCUCUCCCUCGCAGGCUCAAGUCCUCUCCGGGAGGCGGAGGGGGAGGCGGCGGCGGCAGCGGCAGCAAGAGCGGGGUCAUCCUGGACAUCUCCUCCUUGACCAUGAACGAGCUGGACACGGAGGUGCUCCCCUUGCCUCCUCGCUACCGGUUCCGGGACUUGCUCUUGGGGGACCAGAGCUUCCAAAACGACGACAGGGUUCAAGUGGAGUUUUACGUGAAUGAAAAUACAUUCAAGGAACGCCUCAAGCUGUUUUUCAUCAAGAACCAAAGAUCAAGUCUGAGGAUACGGCUCUUCAACUUUUCCCUGAAGCUUCUUACCUGUCUUCUUUACAUUGUCCGUGUUCUGCUUGAUGACCCACAGCGGAUAGGAUGCUGGGAAUGUGAAAAGCAUAACUACACAAACUUCAACCAGUCCUCAACAGAAAUCAACUGGGCUCCUAUCUUAUGGGUGGAUCGCAACAAACCACUGUGGGCAAUUCAGGUCAGCGUAGCAAUCAUUAGCUUUCUGGAGACCAUGCUCCUAAUCUAUCUCAGCUAUAAGGGAAACAUUUGGGAGCAGAUCUUUCGGGUUUCCUUUAUCCUUGAAAUGAUCAACACCGUUCCCUUCAUUAUCACUAUAUUUUGGCCUCGUUUGCGGAAUUUAUUCAUUCCUGUUUUCCUGAACUGCUGGCUGGCAAAGUAUGCCUUGGAAAACAUGAUUAACGACCUUCACCGAGCCAUCCAAAGAACACAGUCAGCCAUGUUCAAUCAGGUGCUGAUUUUGAUCUGCACCUUGCUGUGUCUUGUUUUCACUGGGACCUGUGGAAUUCAGCACUUGGAAAGGGCCGGUGAAAAUCUCUCUCUCUUCAAGUCUUUUUAUUUCUGUAUUGUCACCUUCUCCACUGUGGGCUAUGGCGACGUCACCCCCAAGAUCUGGCCCUCUCAGCUGCUAGUCGUGAUCAUGAUUUGUGUGGCCUUGGUUGUGUUACCCCUGCAGUUUGAGGAACUUGUGUACUUGUGGAUGGAACGGCAAAAGUCAGGUGGGAACUACAGCCGCCACCGAGCGCAAACGGAAAAACACGUCGUCCUUUGUGUCAGCUCCUUGAAGAUUGACCUGCUCAUGGAUUUCCUCAAUGAAUUUUACGCUCAUCCAAGAUUGCAGGAUUACUACGUUGUGAUCCUUUGUCCAACAGAGAUGGAUAUCCAGGUACGGCGGGUCCUGCAGAUCCCACUGUGGUCACAGCGGGUGAUCUAUCUCCAAGGAUCUGCACUGAAAGAUCAGGAUCUUAUGAGAGCAAAGAUGGACAAUGGAGAAGCAUGUUUCAUCCUGAGCAGCCGAAACGAAGUGGACCGCACCGCUGCUGAUCAUCAAACCAUCCUAAGGGCGUGGGCGGUGAAAGACUUUGCUCCAAAUUGUCCCCUUUACGUCCAGAUCCUCAAGCCUGAGAAUAAGUUCCAUGUGAAAUUUGCUGAUCAUGUGGUCUGCGAAGAGGAAUGCAAAUACGCCAUGCUGGCUCUGAAUUGUGUCUGCCCGGCGACCUCAACUCUCGUCACGCUCCUAGUUCACACCUCCAGAGGACAAGAGGGGCAAGAAUCUCCAGAGCAGUGGCAAAGAAUGUAUGGGCGUUGCUCGGGCAAUGAGGUAUACCACAUCCGGAUGGGCGACAGCAAGUUUUUCAUGGAGUAUGAUGGGAAAAGCUUCACCUACGCAUCUUUCCACGCACACAAAAAGUACGGCGUCUGCUUGAUAGGUGUGAGAAGAGAGGAUAACAAAAGCAUCCUCCUCAACCCUGGACCGCGGCACAUCAUGUCGGCGUCGGACACUUGCUUCUACAUCAACAUCACAAAGGAGGAGAACUCGGCCUUCAUAUUCAAACAGGAAGAGAAGCAGAAGAAGAAAGGGUUUUCUGGGAGGGGUAUCUAUGACGGACCAUCAAGGUUACCAGUCCACAGCAUCAUUGCCAGCAUGGGCACAGUGGCCAUGGACCUGCAGAACACAGAGUGUCGGCCGGCCAACAACAGCAAGCUCACCUUGCCGGCGGAGAACGGUUCAGGGAAAAGGAGGCCCAGCAUCGCCCCGGUCCUGGAGGUGGCCGACAGUUCUUCCCUCUUACCUUGUGAUAUGCUCAGCGACCAGUCAGAGGAUGAGAUGACUCAGUCAGACGAUGAAGGCCUGACUGUUACCGAGUAUGUGAAAGGGUACCCUCCCAACUCGCCCUACAUCGGAAGUUCUCCCACAUUAUGCCAUCUUUUACCUGUCAAAGCUCCUUUUUGCUGCUUGCGCUUGGAUAAGGGCUGCAAGCACAACAGUUAUGAAGAUGCUAAGGCCUAUGGCUUUAAGAACAAACUGAUAAUUGUUUCUGCCGAGACUGCUGGAAAUGGGCUCUAUAACUUCAUUGUCCCUCUCCGUGCAUAUUAUCGGUCGCGGAAGGAGUUAAACCCCAUCGUCUUGUUGCUGGACAACAAGCCUGAUCAUCAUUUUCUGGAAGCCAUCUGCUGUUUCCCCAUGGUUUACUAUAUGGAAGGCAGUAUUGAUAACCUUGACAGUUUGCUGCAGUGUGGAAUAAUUUAUGCAGACAAUUUGGUGGUGGUUGACAAGGAGAGCACCAUGAGCGCUGAGGAGGAUUACAUGGCCGACGCCAAGACGAUCGUCAAUGUCCAAACCAUGUUCCGGCUUUUCCCAAGUCUGAGCAUCAUUACAGAGCUGACGCAUCCGUCCAACAUGAGGUUCAUGCAGUUUCGAGCAAAGGACAGCUAUUCAUUGGCCCUUUCCAGACUAGAAAAGAGAGAGCGAGAGAAUGGCUCCAACUUGGCCUUUAUGUUCCGGCUCCCGUUUGCUGCUGGGAGAGUUUUCAGCAUCAGCAUGUUGGAUACGCUGCUUUAUCAGUCAUUCGUCAAAGACUACAUGAUCACCAUCACAAGAUUGUUACUGGGCCUUGACACCACCCCAGGUUCCGGCUACCUCUGUGCCAUGAAAAUCACCGAGGACGACCUGUGGAUCCGGUCAUAUGGGCGUCUAUUCCAGAAGCUGUGCUCUUCAAGCGCUGAGAUCCCUAUUGGCAUCUACAGGACUGAGUCUCACAUGUUCUCCACCACUGAUCCUCACGACAUCAGAACACAGUCACAGAUCUCAAUCAACGUGGAAGACUGCGAGGACUCCAAGGAAGUCAAGGACCACUGGAACACCAAGACAAGCCAUCACCGGAACUCUUGCCCGAGCGACCAAACAGAGCACCCCCUGCUGCGGCGGAAGAGCAUGCAGUGGGCUCGCAGGCUGAGCCGGAAAGGGGCCCACAAACAUACAGCCAAAACAGCCGAAUGGAUCAACCAGCAGAGGCUGAGCCUUUACCGGAGAUCAGAGCGGCAGGAGUUGUCCGAGCUGGUGAAAAACCGCAUGAAACAUCUGGGUUUGCCCACGACGGGGUACGAGGAUGUAGCAAAUUUAACAGCCUGUGAUGUGAUGAAUCGGGUAAACCUUGGAUAUUUGCAAGAUGAAAUGAAUGACCAUCAGAACACCUUGUCCUACGUCCUCAUCAACCCACCUCCGGACACACGGCUGGAACUCAAUGACAUAGUGUACUUAAUACGACCUGAUCCCUUAGCUCACGUGGAAAAUGAGACGCACAGUCGAAAGGGCAACAGUAGCAAGCGGGACCCAUAUAACCCCGAAACAAGAGAUGAAACACAACUCUGAGCCUUUCCUUCCUUUUGCACGGAACUCAUCACCUGCCCCUCUUGAUAAUGCAUGGAACUAUAACGGAACUAACUCUAAACUGUGCCAAAGGGGUGGGAUCGUUUUCUGUGGGGAUGUAAGAAGAGCUCUGGGUCAAGAGGUUUACAAAGACAACCACACCGGUUGUGUAACACAUGGUGCACUGAGACAUCACGGAUCCAGCCCGGAUUCAUCACUCUGGAAGGGACUGCCGCUCAGAAUUCAAGGAUACCU
Euleptes europaea (tarantolino) is the source of this 4023-nucleotide messenger RNA. RefSeq names its product potassium sodium-activated channel subfamily T member 1 (gene KCNT1). Gene Ontology annotation, biological process: potassium ion transport. Bases 1 to 3771 code for a protein of 1256 amino acids. The transcript has 31 exons. NCBI's taxonomy places the organism in Eukaryota, Metazoa, Chordata, Lepidosauria, Squamata, Sphaerodactylidae. Gene Ontology annotation, cellular component: membrane. The record is from RefSeq and is a predicted model, not a curated record. Gene Ontology annotation, molecular function: intracellular sodium-activated potassium channel activity.